GGCGCCUGGACGCCUGAGUCGCCGUUCCGCACGACCUCCGCGCGGGGGAAGGACCGGCGCCGUGCGGCCGCGCUAGAAUGGAGGUACCCAGCGGCAGCGGCGGCGGCGACCCCAGCGGCGACGGGGCAGGGGACGGUGCCCACCCGGAUCCCCGGACCCCCGGCGCCUCUGCGCCCAGCUCCGGCCCGUGCGCGGCCGCCCGGGAGUCGGAGCGCCAGCUGCGCCUCCGCCUCUGCGUCCUCAACGAGAUCCUGGGCACCGAGAGGGACUACGUGGGCACCUUGCGCUUCCUGCAGUCGGCAUUCCUGCAUCGCAUCCGGCAGAACGUGGCGGACUCCGUGGAGAAGGGCCUCACGGAGGACAAUGUCAAGAUCCUGUUCUCCAACAUCGAAGACAUCCUGGAAGUUCAUAAGGAUUUCUUGGCCGCCUUGGAGUACUGUUUGCACCCGGAGCCUCAGUCUCAGCAUGAACUUGGGAACGUUUUCUUGAGAUUUAAGGACAAGUUCUGCGUGUACGAGGAAUAUUGCAGCAACCACGAGAAGGCCCUGAGGCUGUUGGUGGAGCUGAACAAGAUCCCCACCGUGCGCGCCUUUCUGUUGGAGCUGGCCAAGAGGACCCCCGGCAAACACCCGGACCACCACGCGGUCCAGAGCGCCCUGCAGGCCAUGAAGACCGUUUGCUCCAACAUCAACGAGACCAAGAGGCAGAUGGAGAAGCUGGAAGCCCUGGAGCAGCUGCAGUCCCACAUCGAAGGCUGGGAGGGCUCCAACCUCACCGACAUCUGCACCCAGCUCCUCCUGCAAGGGACGUUGCUAAAAAUCUCCGCAGGCAACAUCCAGGAGAGGGCCUUCUUCCUCUUCGACAACCUCCUGGUCUACUGCAAGCGGAAAUCCAGGGUCACUGGGAGCAAGAAGUCCACCAAGAGGACCAAAUCCAUCAAUGGCUCCCUCUAUAUCUUCCGGGGUCGGAUCAACACCGAGGUCAUGGAGGUGGAGAACGUGGAAGAUGGGACAGCGGAUUACCACAGCAAUGGCUACACCGUCACCAACGGCUGGAAGAUCCACAACACGGCCAAGAACAAGUGGUUCGUCUGCAUGGCCAAGACGGCGGAGGAGAAGCAGAAGUGGCUAGACGCCAUCAUCCGCGAGCGGGAGCAGCGCGAGAGCCUGAAGCUGGGCAUGGAGCGCGACGCCUACGUCAUGAUUGCGGAGAAGGGGGAGAAGCUCUACCACAUGAUGAUGAACAAGAAGGUGAACCUGAUCAAGGACCGCCGGAGAAAGCUGAGCACCGUCCCCAAGUGCUUCCUCGGCAAUGAGUUCGUUGCUUGGCUCCUGGAAAUUGGCGAAAUCAGCAAGAUGGAAGAAGGAGUCAACUUGGGCCAAGCCCUGCUGGAGAAUGGCAUUAUCCACCAUGUUUCUGACAAGCACCAGUUCAAGAAUGAGCAGGUGAUGUAUCGCUUCCGCUACGACGACGGCACCUUCAAGGCGCGGAGUGAGCUGGAGGAUAUCAUGUCCAAGGGUGUGAGGCUUUACUGCCGUCUUCACAGCCUCUACACCCCCGUGAUCAAAGACCGCGAUUACCACCUGAAGACCUACAAGUCGGUGCUGCCCGGGAGCAAGCUGGUGGACUGGCUGCUGGCCCAGGGAGACUGCCAGACGCGGGAGGAGGCCGUGGCGCUUGGCGUGGGCCUGUGCAACAAUGGCUUCAUGCACCACGUGCUGGAGAAGAGCGAGUUCAAGGACGAGUCCCAGUACUUCCGCUUCCAUGCCGACGAGGAGAUGGAGGGAACCAGCGGCAAGAACAAACAGCUUCGCAACGACUUCAAGCUGGUGGAGAACAUUCUGGCCAAGCGCCUGCUGAUCCUGCCCCAGGAGGAAGACUACGGCUUCGACAUCGAGGAGAAGAACAAGGCUGUGGUGGUGAAGUCGGUCCAGAGGGGCUCGCUGGCUGAGAUGGCCGGCCUGCAGGUGGGGAGGAAGAUCUACUCCAUCAACGAGGACCUGGUGUUCCUGCGGCCCUUCUCGGAGGUGGAGACCAUCCUCAACCAGUCCUUCUGCUCCCGCCGCCCGCUGCGCCUCCUGGUGGCCACCAAGGCCAAAGAGGUCAUCAAAGUCCCCGACCAGCCCGACUCACUGUGCUUCCAGAUCCGCGGAGCUGCCCCGCCAUACGUCUAUGCUGUUGGGAGAGGCUCGGAGGCCGUGGCCGCAGGGCUCUGCGCUGGUCAGUGCAUCCUGAAGGUCAACGGCAGCAACGUGAUGAACGACGGGGCCCCCGAGGUCCUGGAGCACUUCCAGGCGUUCCGAAGUCGACGAGAAGAGGCCCUGGGCCUGUACCAGUGGAUCUACCACACCCACGAGGACGCCCAGGAGGCGCGAGCCAGCCAGGAGGCCCCUGGCGAGGACCCCAGUGGCCAAGGGGACCAGGAGGAAGACCAGCCCGAUGCAGCCUUCCCUCUGCUGUCCCUGGGUCCCCAGCUGAGCCUGCACGAGGACAGCCCUGUGGUCAGCCUGACCGUGGACAACGUGUACCUGGAGCACGGCGUGGUGUACGAGUAUGUGAGCACAGCAGGCGUCAAGUGCCAUGUGCUGGAGAAGAUUGUGGAGCCCCGUGGCUGCUUCGGCCUCACUGCCAAGAUCCUCGAGGCCUUUGCUGCCGACGACAGUGUCUUCGUGCAGAACUGCGGGAGGCUCAUGGCCCUGAGCAGUGCCAUGGUGACCAUGCUUCACUUCGAGUUCCGCAGCACCUGCGACACCAAGCUGGAGCGCAUCGGCCAGAGGAUCACCUGCUACCGGGAGUUUGCAGCCCAGCUGAAGAGCAGGGUCAGCCCACCCUUCAAACAAGCAUCCCUGGAGCCCCAUCCGCUACGUGGCCUGGACUUCUGCCCCACCAAUUGCCACGUCAACCUCAUGGAAGUGUCCUACCCCAAGACCACCCCCUCGGUUGGCAGGUCCUUCAGCAUCCGCUUCGGCCGCAAACCCUCCCUCAUUGGCCUUGACCCAGAGCAAGGCCACCUGAACCCCAUGUCCUACACCCAGCACUGCAUCACCACCAUGGCUGCCCCAUCCUGGAAGUGCUUACCUGCUGCAGAGGAAGACCCCCAAGGCCAGGGUCUCAAUGACAGUGUCUUUGGGCCAGCCAGUGGGGCCCUAGGCCAGGAGGACCGGGGCCUGAGCUUCCUGCUCAAGCAGGAGGACCGGGAGAUCCAAGAUGCCUACCUGCAGCUCUUCACCAAACUGGAUGUGGCCCUGAAGGAGAUGAAGCAAUACGUCACCCAGAUCAACAGGCUGCUGUCCACCAUCACGGAGCCAACCUCGGGGGGCUCUUGUGACCCGCCCUUGUCUGAGGAGGCCUCCUCCCCCCCACUGGUCAGUGACGAGAGUGAGCUGGACAGGACUGACCAUGGGGGCAUGAAGAAGGUGUGCUUCAAGGUGUCCGAGGAGGACCAGGAGGACUCGGGCCACGACACCAUGAGCUACCGCGACUCCUACAGCGAGUGUAACAGCAAUCGGGACUCGGUCCUGUCCUACACCAGCGUGAGAAGUAACAGCUCCUACCUGGGCAGCGACGAGAUGGGGUCUGGGGAUGAGCUGCCCUGUGACAUGCGGAUCCCGUCGGACAAGCAGGACAAGCUUCACGGCUGCCUGGAGCAUCUCUUUAACCAGGUGGACUCCAUCAACGCACUCCUCAAGGGGCCAGUGAUGAGCAGAGCUUUCGAAGAGACCAAGCAUUUCCCCAUGGACCACAGCUUGCAAGAGUUCAAACAGAAAGAAGAGUGUACGAUCCGUGGCCGGAGCUUGAUCCAGAUCAGCAUCCAGGAGGACCCCUGGAACCUCCCCAACUCCAUCAAGACCCUGGUGGACAACAUCCAGAGACACGUGGAAGAUGGGAAGAACCAGCUACUCCUGGCCUUGCUGAAAUGCACAGACACGGAGCUACAGCUGCGCAGGGACGCCAUCUUCUGCCAGGCCCUGGUGGCCGCCGUGUGCACCUUCUCGGAGCAGCUGCUGGCGGCGCUCAGCUACCGCUACAACAACAACGGCGAGUACGAGGAGAGCAGCCGCGACGCCAGCCGCAAGUGGCUGGAGCAGGUGGCGGCCACGGGCGUCCUGCUGCACUGGCAGUCCCUGCUCUCGCCGGCCACUGUGAAGGAGGAACGGACCAUGCUGGAGGACAUCUGGGUGACCCUGUCAGAGCUGGACAACGUCACCUUCUCCUUUAAGCAGCUGGACGAGAACUACGUGGCCAACACCAACAUCUUCUACCACAUUGAGGGCAGCCGGCAGGCGCUGAAGGUCAUCUUCUACCUCGACAGCUACCACUUCUCCAAGCUGCCCUCCCGCCUGGAGGGCGGGGCCAGCCUGAGGCUGCACACGGUGCUCUUCACGAAAGCCCUGGAGAACGUGGAGGGGCCCCCUCCUCCAGGCAGCCAGGCCGCGGAAGAUUUGCAGCAGGAGAUCAACGCGCAGUCCCUGGAGAAAGUGCAGCAGUAUUACCGCAAACUCAGGGCGUUUUACCUGGAACGGUCUAACCUGCCCACGGAUGCCAGCACCACGGCGGUGAAGAUAGACCAGCUGAUACGCCCCAUCAACGCCCUGGACGAACUCUGCCGCCUCAUGAAGUCCUUCGUCCACCCCAAGCCUGGGGCUGCGGGGAGCUUGGGCGCCGGCCUCAUCCCCAUCUCCUCGGAGCUCUGCUACCGCCUGGGGGCGUGCCAGAUCGCCAUGUGCGGCACAGGCAUGCAGAGGAGCACCCUGAGCGUCUCCCUGGAGCAGGCGGCCGUCUUGGCGCGGAGCCACGGGCUGCUGCCCAAGUGCAUCAUGCAGGCCACGGACAUCAUGCGCAAGCAGGGCCCCAGGGUGGAGAUUCUGGCCAAAAACCUGCGAGUCAAGGAUCAGAUGCCGCAGGGCGCACCGCGCCUCUACCGCCUCUGCCAGCCGCCGGUGGACGGAGACCUCUGAACACCCAGAUGCCGCAUGCUGGGCUGUGUCCUCUGGAGCUGGGAUUUGGGAGGACACGGGACAGCGCCGGCCUUCCCAGAGAUGGCCCGAGGCGUCUGCUGCCACCUGCUCCGGGAUCUGCCCAGAUUCCGCCACUGCCUCCCUCGAGGGCAAGCCUGGGCUCCCACUCUUCGAUCAGCCCUGGACUGCCACAUGCUCCACCUUCUGCCAGAAGCCGGAGGGGUGCUGGAGACCCACAGGGCUGAUGGGGCCGCGAGGGCCUGGGCUCCUGCCUCCAAGUCCCCAGGACACGGGACAGUGAUGGGGUACCACAGCUGGAAGCUCACAGACCCAGCUCCGUCGGGACGGCCCAACCUGCACUUUUGAAACCCCUGGUUUCCUCCUAAUCCACAUUCCGGGAGACCACACGUGUCUCCUCCUGCCCGUAGCUUCCAGAUUCAGCCCUAACCCGUACUAACCUGCCUGGUGGACCCGGAAGAGCCGGUGCUCUGCCAGGGAAGAUGGAGACGGGCCCCACACCUGCUGCCGAGAGGACCCUUGAAAGCCACACCAGCUCCUCACAUCGCGGCCACUGGACCUUGAGCCGUCAGCCCUGGGCAUGAGAUUUGCUCCGACUUUUAUUUAUGUGGCGUGAAAUCUCUGGUUUAUUUGGGGAUUUUUUGUUGUUGGUGUCGUCGAUAUUUUUUUUUCUAAAGUGUGAUUAUAUAUUUGACAUUUUAAAUUUCGAAGAAAGGUAUAUUGUCUAACAGGGACCAACAUAUGGUAGCAUUGACGACUUUUCCCAGUUCUACUAAAAAAAAAAAAAAAAAACUAAAUUAUUGAAAAUUUUAAAAAUGUCAGUAUUUCUUCUUUUUUAA
Propithecus coquereli (Coquerel's sifaka) is the source of this 5815-nucleotide messenger RNA. It is a transcript of the gene PREX1, whose product is annotated as phosphatidylinositol-3,4,5-trisphosphate-dependent Rac exchange factor 1. The transcript is spliced from 39 exons. Gene Ontology annotation, molecular function: protein binding; guanyl-nucleotide exchange factor activity. Gene Ontology annotation, biological process: intracellular signal transduction. NCBI's taxonomy places the organism in Eukaryota, Metazoa, Chordata, Mammalia, Primates, Indriidae. The coding region runs from base 78 to 4958 and encodes 1626 amino acids. The record is from RefSeq and is a predicted model, not a curated record.